Molecule: messenger RNA, 2078 nt
Organism: Sitophilus oryzae (rice weevil)
Lineage: Eukaryota; Metazoa; Arthropoda; Insecta; Coleoptera; Curculionidae
Product: serine/threonine-protein kinase dyf-5-like
Exons: 9
Coding region: 218-1906 (562 amino acids)
Biological process (GO): cilium assembly; protein phosphorylation; intraciliary transport
Cellular component (GO): cytoplasm; nucleus; cilium
Molecular function (GO): protein serine/threonine kinase activity; ATP binding
Source: RefSeq, a predicted model, not a curated record
UGCGAUCGAAAAUGGUAAAUAGCUGACAUUUUCAGUUUGUAUCUUAAUUUUUUCGCAACUACACCUAUCCUGGGUCGUGAAAUUAUUUUGUUUCUCUUUAUGUGAUCUUUUUUUCGUCUUAUUUUCGAUUUCGGUUUCCAAAUCUUUCUUCUUAGGCCAAGUUUUAGCAUGUUAAAACGUCGAAAGGAUAAUAAUGAGUAAAGGGAAUAGAUGAAAAAUGAAUCGGUACAAUAUUUUGCACCAGCUGGGUGACGGUACUUAUGGUUCGGUGGUGCUGGGACAAAGGAAAGAUACCGGUGAAAAGGUAGCAAUUAAGAGGAUGAAGAGGAAGUAUUAUAGUUGGGAUGAAGCAAUGAGUCUUCGCGAAGUUAAGUCCUUGAAGAAAUUACAUCAUUCGAACGUGGUCAAAUUGAAAGAGGUCAUCCGAGAAAACGAUGUCCUCUACUUUGUUUUUGAGUACAUGCAGGAAAAUUUAUAUCAACUCAUUAAAGACAGAAGAGUACCGUAUCCAGAAGCUACAGUUAGAAAUAUGCUUUAUCAAAUUUUACAAGGUUUGGCGUUCAUCCAUAGGCACGGGUUUUUUCACAGAGACCUGAAACCGGAAAAUAUACUCUGUUCAGGGCCGGAUUUAGUGAAAAUUGCUGACUUUGGGUUGGUCAGAGAGAUCAGAUCUAGGCCUCCAUAUACCGAUUAUGUUUCAACAAGAUGGUAUAGGGCUCCUGAGGUACUACUGCAUUCAACUACCUAUAGUAGUCCCAUCGAUCUUUGGGCUGUUGGCUGUAUAGCUGCCGAAGUGUAUACGUACCGACCUCUCUUUCCUGGUACCACAGAGACGGACCAGCUUUAUAAAAUAUGUGCCAUCAUGGGUACACCCGAUAAAAAGAAAUGGCCUGAAGGUUAUCAACUAGCUGGAGCUGUAGGGUUCAAGUUUCCCUAUUUCGUCAAGACGCAACUAAGUGACGUGGUACCGCAAGCAGGAUCUCUUGCCGUCGCUCUUAUGGACGAUUUGAUGGAGUGGAACCCUGUGCACAGGCCAACGGCUCAAGGAGCCCUAAAACAUCAGUACUUUCAGGUUGGUCAAAGUUACUCAAGUGUGACGAGACCUUUAGUGGCUAACAACGUUCUUCAAGAAAACGGUAUGAUUAAAAAUUCUGCUAGACCUGGUCGUGUACUGCCUCAACCACCAUCAUUUUCGACUACGGAACAACAAAUCAACCAUGUACCGGCUCCAGCUCCAACAUUACAAAUCCAAGCCAACGGUCGUAACCUCCUCGACGAUCUACCAAGUCCAAUAUCCCUCCCCAACAACCAAGCCGUACCACCCAUGCCACCAAGUGUCCAGAUUAACAUCCAAUCGCUGAUCAAGCCGAUGAAAACUCCAGAGAAACCAGCCCCACAGCCUAUAGUUUACAGUUUUGGACAGUCGGAGUAUGCUAGUAGGUACUUGCCGUCGGUACUGUCGGGGAACCAGGUUCGAGGUCGGGAGAAGAAGAUGAGUUGGGAUUAUGGAGUGACUGGAGGAUUUGAAUAUGCCGAGGAUGACUUUGCUGAUAUCUUAGGAAGAAAGCUCAAACGGCCCAACCCGGACAAUCACAUCCAAACGAAGGAGAAGAUCAACCUGAGCCAAUUCAACUUGCAAGACUUGCUGGAACCUUUGGCCAAAGCCAGCGCUGGUACCGCCAGAACACAGUACUUGAGUGUAUCGAGGUACGUGGCUGGACAUCCGGUGUCUGGUACCAGGAGAGAGUUAAAUUUGGGACAGAGAAAUAGCGGACUAUAUGGAAGAAAAUCUGCAAAAAUCGACAUGCAACCGCUGUGGGCAGAUGGCGUUCAACUCGCCGACAUGAAUUCGGCGAAAUCGCGCCGUCUGCCGGCCAAAGUCGAAAUCAACUCUUCUGCCAAAUGAUCGAAACCACUCUGCGAGACUGUGAUAUAUUUCUUUUUUAUAUAUCCUGGAAGUGCAACCGCUGAGUGGGAGUACACUCGAUGUAAGAACGAUUCCAAAGGAAAGAUAUACUUUUAAGUGAUUAAAAAACAAGCAAAAAUGUAUAGGUUUAACCAAAUUAUUAAAUACAAGU